Molecule: messenger RNA, 1188 nt
Organism: Alligator sinensis (Chinese alligator)
Lineage: Eukaryota; Metazoa; Chordata; Crocodylia; Alligatoridae
Gene: ZIC2
Product: Zic family member 2
Exons: 3
Biological process (GO): regulation of transcription by RNA polymerase II; central nervous system development
Cellular component (GO): nucleus
Molecular function (GO): RNA polymerase II cis-regulatory region sequence-specific DNA binding; DNA-binding transcription factor activity, RNA polymerase II-specific
Source: RefSeq, a predicted model, not a curated record
UCCUCGGCGGCGGCGGAGAUGCAGGAGCGGGAGCUGAGCCUGGCGGCGCAGAACAGCUUCGUGGACUCGGCGGCGGCGCACAUGGGCGCCUUCAAGCUCAACCCCGGGGCCCACGACCUGUCGCCGGGGCAGAGCUCGGCGUUCAGCUCGCAGGCGCCGGGCUACCCGGCCGCCGCGCUGGGGCCGCACGCCGCGCACGUCGGCUCCUACUCCGGGGCGCCCUUCAACUCCACCCGGGACUUCUUGUUUCGCAGCCGGGGCUUCGGGGACUCGGCGCCGGGCGGCGGGCAGCACGGGCUCUUCCUGGCGCCGGCCGGCAGCCUGCAUCACCCGCACACGGACGCUCAGAGCCACCUCCUCUUCCCGGGCAUCCACGAGCAGCACGGCCCGCACCCCUCGCAAAACGUGCUGAACGGGCAGAUGCGGCUGGGCUUGCCCGGGGAGGUCUUCGCGCGCUCGGACCAGUACCGCCAGGUCUCUAGCCCCAGGACUGACCCCUACUCCGCGGCGCAGCUGCACAACCAGUACGGCCCCAUGAACAUGAACAUGGGCAUGAACAUGGCAGCGCACCACCACCACCACCACCACCCCGGGGCCUUUUUCCGCUACAUGCGGCAGCAGUGCAUCAAGCAGGAGCUGAUCUGCAAGUGGAUCGACCCCGAGCAGCUGAGCAGCCCCAAAAAGAGUUGCAACAAAACUUUCAGCACCAUGCAUGAGCUGGUCACCCACGUCUCGGUGGAGCACGUCGGAGGGCCCGAGCAGAGCAACCACGUCUGCUACUGGGAGGAGUGCCCCCGCGAGGGCAAGCCCUUCAAGGCCAAGUACAAACUGGUCAACCACAUCCGCGUGCACACGGGGGAGAAGCCCUUCCCCUGCCCCUUCCCCGGCUGCGGGAAAGUUUUCGCCAGAUCCGAGAACCUAAAAAUCCACAAAAGGACGCACACAGGGGAAAAGCCCUUCCAGUGCGAGUUCGAGGGCUGCGACCGGCGCUUCGCCAACAGUAGCGACCGCAAGAAACACAUGCACGUGCACACCUCGGACAAGCCCUAUCUCUGCAAGAUGUGCGACAAGUCCUACACGCACCCCAGCUCGCUGCGCAAACACAUGAAGGUGGGAGUUUCCAGCCCCGUUUCUGGAAAGCGAGGGAUUAGAAAUAUCCAGCUGGUGCUUUUAAGCUUGGCAUUUUAA